Messenger RNA from Hevea brasiliensis (rubber tree), 2080 nucleotides. RefSeq names its product B3 domain-containing transcription factor NGA1. The record is from RefSeq and is a predicted model, not a curated record. NCBI's taxonomy places the organism in Eukaryota, Viridiplantae, Streptophyta, Magnoliopsida, Malpighiales, Euphorbiaceae. Bases 504 to 1727 code for a protein of 407 amino acids. The transcript is spliced from 2 exons. Gene Ontology annotation, molecular function: DNA binding; DNA-binding transcription factor activity.
UUUAAUUAGUGCAGAAGAAAUAUAGAGAGAUAAACCAAAAAUGAUGAAAAGGACAAGCUCACAUGAGCCGAACCAGAUCACUCAUGGGCCCCUACGUAUAAUCCUUCUCUCUCAAUUCUCAAUUCAUGGGUCUUUCUUUAAUAGCUGAAAAAAGCAAGAAAAUUUAUAUUACUGCUGCUCUAGGUGAGAGAGAAGCUUCGAGGGAGGUAACUUGGAAGCAAAAACCCUCACUCUUUCUCUCUGUGUGGUAGCUAGGUCAACAACAAGGGCAACUUGCUCCCUUUCAUGUGUGUAAUGAAUUAUCCAUGGCUUGUCUUGUUUAGGGUUUUGGAGUGCUAUUUUUGGUCAAAGAAGAAGGCACCGUCCGUUUGGUUGUACUGAGACAGCUCCCUUUUGCUUCUCUUGUGGCCUCACAGAUCUUGAAGCAAAAUCUUCCAAUCAAGAAUACAAAUCUUUAACAGAUCUACUGUGAUAAGAGGCUCAAGAAUUCGAGGUGGGUCAUCAUGAACUUUGUUGAACAAGAAAGAGGGUAUUGUUAUAAAGAAGAACAAGAAGAAGAAGAAGAGGAAGAAGAGAUGAUGCCAAGCAAGCUCCCUUUUUCUUCUCCCUCAUCUUCAUCUUCUUCUUCCACCAAGUACAGAAAUUUUCUGCCACAACACCAGAAUCUGUGGCUUGGGUCAUCCGAAUCUCAACAAGAAUACAAAAACCAAGAAUCAUCAUCUCUCAAUUUUGACAACAGACUAGAGCUCAUGGACCUAUCACUGGGGAACGACAAUGGAACUGUUAAUACCGGUGGUAGUACUAAUGAGUCUAUUGAGAGGGAGCAUAUGUUUGAUAAAGUAGUGACCCCAAGCGAUGUAGGCAAGCUAAACCGGCUCGUGAUACCAAAGCAACACGCAGAGAAGUACUUUCCCCUCGACUCAACGUCUAACGAGAAAGGCCUCCUCUUGAAUUUUGAAGACCGGAACGGCAAGCCGUGGCGAUUCCGGUAUUCUUAUUGGAACAGUAGCCAGAGCUAUGUGAUGACCAAAGGGUGGAGCCGGUUCGUCAAGGAAAAGAAGCUUGAUGCAGGCGAUGUCGUGUCAUUUCAGCGAGGCGUGGGUGAGUCAGGGAAGCACCGUUUGUACAUAGACUGGAGACGCAGGCCUAAUGCACCAGAUCCAACAUCAUUUGCACAUUUAGAGCUGCAAAAUCAGCUACACUUCCCACAGUCGGUGAGGUGGGGCAGGCUUUACUCGUUGCCUCAGCCUUUGUCGUCUUUUCCACGACCAUAUGAACAACCUCAAUUCCAGCAUUUGAGUUAUAGUAUUCAUCAUCAUCCUUAUCAUCAUCAACAUCAUUAUCAUCAACAACCGCAGUAUUACUUAAGGCCAGCAGGGGCACUUCCAAUUGAGGCAGUGCACCAACAAGGAGGGGAUCAAGCACGAAUGGUGAUUGAUUCAGUUCCAGUUGUUCAUGGUAGAAAUGUGGGAAAGCGGCUGAGGCUCUUCGGUGUAAACAUGGAGUGUCCCACACAAGACGAUCACUCUUCUUCAUCUUCUUUUUCUGGUACCAUACAAGCACAUGGCAGCAGCACAACCAUGGGUUCAUUCUCGCGUCAUUUAGCUCCUUUAUCUCUUCAGCCUUACCAGUCAAGGGUAGCCAGUAGCGGUCCAAUGACAACAACGCAAGAAGCUGAGUUUUCAAAGAAAGGAAAGACUUCCUUGUCUUUUGAUUUGGAUCUUUGAUGAUGACAUAUACAUCGAUCAAGCGAAGAAGCUAGAGAUAUAUAUACCACUUCUUCUGUUAGUAGCGCUACUCCACAUCUAAUUUUGCCAUAUGGGUACUGAAUAUUUGAUAAGAAAAAAAAAAUUAAGCCUUUUUGGGUUUCUUAAUUUCCCUUCUUCCUUUAAGUUGUUCUAAUUGUCAGUACAUCAUCAAGUUUACCUGCGAUUCGGGUUUGUGGAGAGCUAGCAGUGCAAUAUCUAUACAUAUAUAUAUGUGGAGUUGAAAAUAUAUCCCUUUCCGCUUUUACUUUAAAAUAAACUUUGUAUAAUUUUACAUACAUAUUCACAAAUAAUUUAAUAGCACAUUUUCAUCA